This is a messenger RNA of Williopsis jadinii, 891 nucleotides long. RefSeq names its product Sae3p (gene SAE3). The record is from RefSeq and is a predicted model, not a curated record. Gene Ontology annotation, biological process: meiotic DNA recombinase assembly involved in reciprocal meiotic recombination; meiotic joint molecule formation; double-strand break repair via homologous recombination. Lineage: Eukaryota; Fungi; Ascomycota; Saccharomycetes; Phaffomycetales; Wickerhamomycetaceae. Gene Ontology annotation, cellular component: Swi5-Swi2 complex; Swi5-Sfr1 complex. The coding region runs from base 375 to 716 and encodes 113 amino acids. The transcript has a single exon.
UAUCGGACGAUGGAGAGUUCCUUGAUUCUUUUGGAUCAUUUUACUAACUGCAACGUGUUUUAGGCCUUCAAGUUUUUCUAUAGCUAAGUUUUAUAUAAAGUUUUGGCGUCCCUCCAAAUCGAUGUUCUCUUGCGUUCAUUUUGCUAAUGAUGAGUAAAACUUUCCAUGCUAAUCAUGAAUUUUUUUUGAUUAUUCAAAAGUGUUCGUAACGAACCUCUCUGAAGCUCUUGAAACAAGUGAAGAUUCGAACUUUUCCCUUUGUUUUCUUGUAUAGAAAUGAAUCUUUUCUUUACACCAGCACGUAUAGAUCGGGCUUCGGACCAACCAGCCUCCGGUGUAGAUAGUAACCAGCCCACUCAAGCGUUGCAGAAGCCAUGUACAAAUGUCGAAGAAAUGAAAGUGCACACUCCAUCGAGCUGAGGCUCCGCGUGAAGGAGGCGAAGCUCCAAGAUCUACAGAGGCAAACUCAACAGUUGGAAGAUGAAGUGCUACUAUUACAAGGAGAGGACAGCUACAAAGAUGCGCAGGAGCUUGUGACGAGACACAUCGGGCAGUUGCACCGAUACAACGAGCUCCGGGACAUAGCCAUGUCUCUGAUGACAAUGAUCGCAGACCAACGACAGACCAGUCUGAGCAAGGUGGCGGAUGAGAUUGGCGCUGACGUUCCCGAGGAUGGGCCAAGAUCCCACGGAUCAGUGACGGCGCACAAGUGUUAACUCCAUCUUGCUAUCACCGUUGUACAGCUCAUCGCUGUACGGUAUCUCAGCUAUUAUUACACACAAAAUGGUCAUACCCACUGAUCCAUUGUAGAUAAUACACAUCUCAACACCACCUCCAGGGGUUUACAGCCAUUAUUAUAAGUACUGUUAUUACUACCCGCUAAUAUUAUUC